ACAUCAAGGUCUUUUGUAAUAUUUGAAAUAGUGUUUUAGCGAUAUAUUGCUUAAUAGAAAACAUGUUUUCAUACUGGAGUAAAAAGAGUAUGGCAAAAAAAACGGAGCAACAUCCAGAAAUGAAACCAUCAACAGAAGAAAAAUUGUAUUGCGAAAAUAUAACUACAGAUACAGCUUCAGAACGUAUCCUAGAAUUUCAGGACUUUUUAAGGCGCGUGCAGACAUUACAGAUGUCACAAAAUGAACAGCACGAUGAAGAAAGUAAUCAGAAUUCGAUGGCAAUUGAAGUUGGCGAGGAACCUUCAACCACAAUUUGUUCUGAAAACGAUAAAAUGAACAUUAGAUCCUUAUAUCCUUAUUCAAUGCCCCUGUCAUCGCAGAUUUUCUGUGAAUCUACCAAAAAUAUUCGUGUCACAGUUGGCAUUGACAAAGACUUAGAAAUGAUUCUAGAAAUGGAUCCAAGUAUUGUUGAUUUUGAUGACACUCAAGUUAUAGAACCGCGUAUAGUGGGUCUUCCUCCACUUUCGGGUGGACCCACAUUUAAAACAGCCACACCCACAUCCCGAACUCAACUGAAACUUCAGUUACAACGAGAACAACAUCAGCAGCAACAACAACAGCAACAGAUGACAAUGCAACAAAUAAUACUUGACUCAGAUUCAAAAAUGCAUUUGAUGUUGGGAUCAACUGAAACGGAAUUUAUAGAUAGCUGCAGCACUAGCGCCUGUGGCAGUGGAUCAUCGAGUUUAGAACAGAUGUCACAAUUAGUGCAAAAUGAUCGCUCAAGUCCUGUUAAAUUGAAGGUUCCUCUUCAAAGUAUUGGGGUAGAUGUACCACCGCAAGUGCUGCAGGUCAGUACAGUGCUAGAAAAUCCCACAAGAUAUCAUGUCAUACAAAAGCAGAAGAACCAAGUGCGACAAUAUCUGAGUGAAUCUUUUAAACCUUCUAUUUGGGGCUGCAAUAACAGUGACAUGAAAAUGGCCAAUAACUCAGCAUCUGCUGGCAAUCUACAGCAGCCUUCCUCCUUAGAAUGUGAUAUAGCUAUGAAUGUUAAACAUAGUUCAAAUGGACAUUCCGCCGACGAUUCAAUGCAAAUUUCACCAUUUGGUUGCAAUUAUUUACGAAGUGAUAAAUGUAAUCCCAAUGAACAAAAUUGUUCAUUGGGAAGUAUUAAUAAUAACACCACCGGAGAAUCAUCCCCAGCAAUUGUUAGUAAAACUAAUCAGAUGGGGCUGGUUAAGGCUAAUUCAAGCAUAGCCUCUUCUACAAAUGCGGUACGUCUCUCAUCCGGAAUAAUUAAUUCUAUAAGAAGUACCGGAAGUUCGUUGCAAUCCACAUCGGCACCCAUAUCGCCCAGCUUAAGCUCGGUGGCUACUAGUGCAUCAGAACUUCCUUCGUUCGACAGCGAUCCAGAUGAUCUCUUCGAUGAUAUUUUGCAAAAUGAUUCCUUUAACUUUGAUCAAAACUUCAACUCGGAAUUAUCAAUUAAACAAGAGCCACAAAGUUUAACGGACGCAGAAAUAAAUGCAAUGCAGAAGGAUCGACAAAAGAAGGAUAAUCAUAACAUGAUUGAACGAAGGCGACGCUUCAAUAUUAAUGACCGAAUCAAGGAGCUCGGCACCCUUUUGCCCAAGGGGAGUGAGGCUUUUUAUGAAGUGGUUCGCGAUAUUCGGCCCAAUAAGGGGACCAUUUUAAAGUCCUCCGUUGAUUACAUUAAAUGUUUGAAACAUGAGGUAGCUCGCUUAAGGCAAAAUGAGUGCCGUCAGCGGCAAGUGGAACUUCAGAAUCGGAAACUUAUGACACGAAUAAGGGAUCUGGAAAUGCAGGCCAAGUCUAUUUCCGAUUAUCAAUUCAAAUCCGUAUCAGUAUCAGCGCCUACGCAAGCCAAUGUAUAUCUCAAAAGCUCCGGCUUGUCGCCAAAUGUCUCACAAAGUCGUCGUUCGCUUGUGGAAAAUCAACGGAUGGAGAUCAAUACUAACGACGUGAAUUCGGGGAUGAAUCAGAUUGACGAACUAAUGGAGGAUUGUAAGCAUCCGGUGCAAGGCGGUGACCCAAUGCUGUCAUCACAUAGUCACAUGCUGUCAUCGAUGUUACCUUCGCAUAAUUUUAAACCAAAGAGCGGUGUUUCGGAGGCGAAUGUUUUAUUUAAAGCCCACAGCAGCAAGGGAAAUAUGGUAGAUGACUGUACAUCGUGCUAUAACAGCCUGAAUCAUCAUAAAUACGAGAGUUGUCAACACAAAUUAAAGGAUUCUGUUAAGAAUUCUGAAUUUGGAAGUGUACAUAAUCAUGAGUCCCUGCUAUUAUCAUCAUCUUCCCAACAGCAGCUUUGUGAGCAGAGUUCCACCGAUUUGUCUGGAGGUUUGAUGACUGAUGAUCUUUCAUCUUUAGUAGAUGAUAGCCAUAGCGAGCCAAUGCUUCUUACGCCUGAAACGUUAGAAAUUGACUUAUAAAUAUACCUGUACUUCGUUUACCGGUAUCCAAAGGAUACAAGGGUAUUAUAGCUUAGGGCCAACCAAGAAUGCAAGUAAUAAACAGAGGGAAUCAUCACCGA
This is a messenger RNA of Drosophila kikkawai, 2551 nucleotides long. It is a transcript of the gene Mitf, whose product is annotated as transcription factor Mitf. The record is from RefSeq and is a predicted model, not a curated record. NCBI's taxonomy places the organism in Eukaryota, Metazoa, Arthropoda, Insecta, Diptera, Drosophilidae. Gene Ontology annotation, biological process: regulation of transcription by RNA polymerase II. Gene Ontology annotation, cellular component: nucleus. Gene Ontology annotation, molecular function: DNA-binding transcription factor activity, RNA polymerase II-specific; protein dimerization activity; RNA polymerase II cis-regulatory region sequence-specific DNA binding.